GCACCGGCUGUGGCCAUGAACUACUACGACGAGGAGAUCACAAUCGGCAGCGGAGGCGACUCCAAGCAUCUGAGCAGCGUUCAAAUGGAGCCGCGACUCGGUGCGGCAGUUGCUGCCAGAAGAGGUGCCAGUGGUGCAGGAGCAGCAGCCGCAGCAGCAGCAGCAGCAGAAGGCAGAGGUGGACAAAGAGCAGCCGCGGGCAGGCAUCGAAGAAUGCUGCAGGGCAACAACUCCAACGAUGACGAUGGUCUGCUGCAGGACAUCAUUGAUCACGAUGACGAGGCCGAGGACAGCGACGAGGACGAUGAUGACAGCGAGAUGCAACUGCCCGAUGGCAUGGGCAUGGGCAUGGGCAUGGCCAUGGGCAUGACAGCCCCCAGGCCCCAAACGCGACCAGGUAGCACUCGCAAUGCCAAGCCUCAGCCGGUGCAGGACGAUCAAAUGAGUUCGGGCAGCGAUGAGGCAACACUGGGCGGCGGAGCGGUAGGUGGAGGACCAGGACCGGGCACCAAGUUGCCGCAUCACAAGCUGGCGCUGCCCAUGCAGCAGCGACGCAGUGCCGGCCAGGGAGGGUCGGGCUCAGGCGCUGGCCAACGACAGGAGCCGUCCUUCAAUCUGACGCCGGACAAGUGGGAACAGCUGCCGCUGCAGCAGGACCUCAAGGACAUAUUCCCAUACAUACUGAAGUACACGCCGCAGACGAUUGAGACGCCGUAUCACCUGCAGCCGUUCAUACCGGAAUUCGUGCCCGCUGUGGGCGAUGUGGAUGCUCUGCUGAAGGUGCAGGCUCCGCCGCUGCUCCAGCCACAGCGUCAGCGGGAGCUGGACGAGCACUUGGAGCGGCUGGGUCUGUGGCUGCUGGACGAGCCUUCGGGCACGCAGAGCGAGCCGAGUCUGCUCAACAUGAAACUCCGCGCCGUGUUGAGUGGCAGUCGGGGUAGGAAUCGGCGGCACGCCGCCUCGGCUGCCUUGGUGCCCGUCGCGCGAUCGCCCAAGGACAUUGACAAGUGGAUCGGCGAGGUGGAGCAGGUGCACAUGACCCAAUCCAUGUACGAUGCCCAGCCGCGCAAGGACAUUGACGCUCUGCUCGAGGACUGGCCACGCACCUAUGCCGAUGGCGAGACAAAGGCUGCUUUGGAUGAGGCGUACCGCUCCUGCCUGCAGCAGCAUCUGCCGCUGGCUGACUAUGUGCGAGUGCUGUGCGACAGGUUCGGCAUCGAGGGACCCCUCGACUCCCAGGCGGACUACAUACACAAUGUCCAGACGCUCUUUGCCCUGUACCUGGCCGCCAGCCAGGCAUGGGAGUAGCUGGCAAAUACCAAUGCGGAUGAGCAGUACACAGGUUGGAGCUGGGUGCGUGGCUGCGUGGCUGCCCCCACUAAUAACGCUAAUGGCUUCGAUUAAGUGACAGCCAGACGCCGUUUGUUUGCCUUUUGUUGCCCCCCCCCCCCCCCCACAACACAGGAUGCCACGGAUGCCACGGCAUCGACAUCGGCCGCCGCUUCUGCUCUGUUCUAUUCUGGCAUUAAAUCGUUUGGAAAAUGGUCAGCCCAUAACUUGCUUGUUUGAUGUAGUGGGAGAGCGGGGAGAG
This is a messenger RNA of Drosophila obscura, 1591 nucleotides long. It is a transcript of the gene IFT46, whose product is annotated as intraflagellar transport protein 46. Gene Ontology annotation, cellular component: motile cilium; intraciliary transport particle B; centrosome. Lineage: Eukaryota; Metazoa; Arthropoda; Insecta; Diptera; Drosophilidae. The transcript has 2 exons. Gene Ontology annotation, biological process: cilium assembly; intraciliary transport. The record is from RefSeq and is a predicted model, not a curated record. Bases 16 to 1308 code for a protein of 430 amino acids.